CUGCCGCUUUAAACACAAUAACCGCCGCUUCUCUGAGCUGUGAACAAACUGGCUCUAGGUCGACCGGGAUUCCUGCUUAUUCGCCGGAUAACGGACCCUAGAUCCAUCCUGUAUGACUGCUGGGCUGAGUCUCUGACCUCUGACCUCUGAGCUGCGACCCCCUCUUCUGGCCUGUUUGCGUCAGGACCUCUGCUGUGGGCUGCUCUUAUUGAGGCUGAACGGUGUGACAAUGAAGAGGAGGAUGAAGUGUAGAUUUGGCUCAGCUUCACGUGUUGGCAUGUGAGAGGAGGGCAAAGGUCACAACACCUGCCCCACAUGGAUACUGGAGGAUUAUUUCUUCAAAGUCUUGGAUUAUAAGGAAGAGAACUUUUGAUUCCAUAUUUUUUUAAUCAUAAUUUAAAGACUCUAAUUGUGUGGAAUAUUCAUCCCAGAUUUUACAUUUCAGAAAUGCAGAGAGAGAAAUUAGAACAACCCGAAGAGCAUUAAAGAAUUUAAUUUUGAUUAAAGACGUCUUUCUUGUUCUGGAACUUAUUCUACCCACAAUUCACCUUUUUACAUUUUUGUUGGGAGUUCUCACCUGUUGACUUCGAUUCUCUUCUUGGCUGGAGGAAAUGGCUCAGAGUCCUUCAAUACGAGAACUGACGACAGGAAGUUGACUCCUGGAGGGAGCGAGGCUGAGGGACCCAACUGAAGAGAGAGAGAAAGAGAGAGAGGGGAUUAUGUCGUGGAAGAGGAACUACUUUGCGUCAGGCAGCGUAGGGACUGCAGCGGGUGGUGGCGGUGGUGGAGUUGGUGGCGUUGGGAUGUUGACGCCUCGCACCAUGACGUCCAUUGCUCCCAGUAAAGGACUGAGCAACGAGCCGGGACAGAACAGCUGCUUCCUAAACAGCGCCCUGCAGGUUCUUUGGCAUCUUGAUAUCUUCAGACGAAGUUUCCGUCAGCUAACGACUCAUAAGUGCAUGGAGGACUCGUGCAUUUUUUGUGCUCUAAAGAGCAUCUUCGCUCAGUUUCAGUACAGCAGUGAGAAAGUCCUGCCGUCCGAUGCGCUUCGCAGCGCUCUCGCCAAAACCUUUCAGGACGAGCAGAGGUUUCAGCUUGGUAUCAUGGAUGAUGCCGCAGAGUGUUUUGAAAACAUCCUGAUGAGGAUCCACUUCCACAUCGCAGAUGAGACCAAAGAGGACAUCUGCACAGCCAGACACUGCAUUCCACACCAGAAGUUUGCCAUGACACUCUUUGAACAGUGUGUUUGCAGCAGCUGUGGAGCGUCUUCAGACCCUCUGCCCUUCAUUCAGAUGGUUCAUUACAUCUCCACCACCUCCCUGUGUAACCAGGCAGUGAAGAUGCUGGAGUCAAGAGAAAAAGCUACUCCUGGCAUGUUUGGGGAGCUGCUGCGAAAUGCCAGCAUGGGAGACCUGCGCAGCUGUCCAAGUCAGUGUGGUCAGCAGCUCAGGAUGGCUCGUGUCCUCCUCAACAGUCCAGAGAUCAUCACUAUCGGUCUGGUCUGGGACUCCGAUCAUUCCGACCUCGCUGAAGAUGUUAUUCACACGUUGGGAACCUGCCUGCGUCUUGGGGAUUUGUUUUACAGGGUGACAGAGGAAAAGGCUCGUCAGUCAGAGCUCUACCUGGUUGGCAUGGUGUGUUACUACGGGAAACACUACUCCACUUUCUUCUUUCAGACGAAGAUCCGACGAUGGAUGUACUUUGAUGACGCACACGUUAAGGAGAUUGGUCCCAAGUGGAAGGACGUCGUCUCUCGCUGCAUCAAGGGCCACUACCAGCCUCUGCUGCUGCUUUACGCCGACCCCCGUGGGACUCCAGUGUCAGUGCAGGACCUUCCCUCACGCUUUGAUCUUCAACAGCUGAACAAGGCUUGUUACGACAGCGAAGACUCGGGCCGCGAGCAGUCAAUCUCCAGCGACACUCGCACAGAUUCGUCAACGGAGAGUUACUCGUACCGACAGCCCUCCCACUCGCACCAUGAGUCCCUGGCCAGUCACUACUCCUCUGACUCCCAAGGAACCGUCAUCUGCAUCGAGCGCCCCGAUGGACCCCUGCACACCUCGCUCUGCAGCUUGGAUACCUUAGGCCACGUGACGGACAGUGAGCAGCACCAAUCUCUGAGGAAGGGAGGCGGGGCCGGGGAUAGGAGGCGGAGCUCUAGCCGCCACCGCCGAUCUAAACAAGACAACGAAGCCUCGUCUGCCGGUUACCACAGUGAGGGAGAGACUUUGAAGGAGCAGAAGGUUCCCCGCCACCUCCCCAAACCUUCCUCCUCCUUUUCAUCCUCAACCAGUCGCCUGCGAGACUUGAGGGAGACCAUGAGCAACAUCAUCCACAACCGACCCCUCUCCUCCUCCUCCUCCUCUUCUUUACCGGCUGCCGUCCUCUCUGAGAUCACCUCCUCUACCAACAACCACCACCUUGCCAACGUUACUGCUCCUUGCUCCUCUGCCAGUAAACCCCAAGACUGGGAGGCUGACAGCACCAGCAGCGAGUCCAAGUCCAGCUGCUCAGGGGGAGGAGGGUCAGGGAGGUACAGGCCAGCAUGGAGGCCACGUAGAGAGGCGCUCAACAUUGACAGCAUCUUCACAAGAGAGAGGAGAAGACAGGCGGGGUACAGCCCACUCGGAGCUUCCCUGCCAGAGGACAGUGGAGCUGCAACCACUGAGGCGGUAGACGCAUCCCUGCAGAGCCAGAAGAUUGUGGCGUCCGUCAUGCCGGGCUCCUCCUGGACUCUACCUACCUCCUCCAGCAGCCACAGAGCAGGAGGAGUGGAGCUGCCUCCUCCUCCCCCUCCUCCACGGCUGAUCCAAAGGAUGGAGAGCGGAUACGAGAGCAGUGAGAGGAACAGCAAUAGCCCAGUCAGCCUGGAUCUGAACCUGGGAGACAGGGAAUGUGCUGUGAAGAAGGCUCCAUCCUCCUCUUCAUCCUCAGGACCGGCGUGGAAGAACUCGAGGUCAAAGAGCAGUGGCGCUCUGCUGCAGGAGCUCAGCUCCUCCAGCAAGGGGAAACUUGCAACGCCCCCUGCAGGCCGCAGUGAGCUGGACGAGCUGCAGGAGGAGGUGCAGAGGAGGGCAAGGGAGGAGGAGCAGCAGAGACGACAGGAGAAGGAGAGGGAGGCAGCACUUGGCUUCAAUCCUCGACCCAGCAAGUACCUGGACCUGGACCAGCUGCAGAUCCAGGGUAAAGGCGACAGCUUUGAACGAUGCGUGUCGGAGGCGGAACUUCUGCUGGACCAGUCUGUGCGUCUGGAACAGGCGGGGGAAGUUGCAGCGGCACUAUCAGCUGUUAACGAAGCAGUCUCCAAACUGCAGCUGCUGGCGGCUGAGAGUGGAGCUAGUAGUCACAGCCGGCUGCAGCGCUGCAUGAGGAGAGCACGCAGUCUGCAGCAACGCAUGCAAAUGCUGCAGCAGAAACAGCAGGACUCAGAGGCAGGCACACAACAACCAGAGCAACAACAGGAGGAGGAGCAGCAGCUCCAGGAACAGCCAAGUGAAAAGCCUCUCCCGCUCCAAAUACUUCUGACUGAGGGACAGGGGGACCAAUCAGCUGCCAAACUGGACCAGCAGGCCCCACCUCUCUCUUCCUGCCUUCUCAAGCCCCUUCUUCCUGGCUCAGUUGGCUCCAGCUCCAGCAUUGGUGCCGCUACAGGUUCAUCCAGAGAAGAGAGCAGAACCAGAGGUCCUUGCUCUCGCUUUGGAAAACCUCUCGCCAGCACUGGAUCUCUCCCAGCUGUGUGUGUGGACCCACUGGAGCAGACUGAAGACUUUGCUCCACGGCCUCCACCUGAGGAGGAGGAACUCCCUGCGAAAUGGACCAGAACAGCCCCUGUGCCCAUCCCAACAAGGGAAACCCCACAGCACAGGCCCUACUCACAAACCCCAUCACCUGUUGGUUCCGGGGACAGGUGUCGUCUGAUGAAGGAGGAGGAGGAGGAGGAGGAGAGUUACACUUACCCUCAGAUCACACACCCCCAAAUCUCCAGACCAGCCCUGCCUCCUUCUGCUAACACAACCAGGAACUGGACCUGCCUAAACCUCGACCAUUCUGAUGUUGUCGAUUCCCCUGUUGACCAACCAAUCAGCUCUUAUUCCCCACCAGAGUCCCCCUCCAUUGCCCCCCCACCGCCUGUGAGCCGACCCAGUCUGAACCCUUCCAUACCCCCAACUCAUGAGUACAGAGCAACCAUGCCUGUGGAGCGAUGGGCAGAGAACGUCAACAGAUACUAUGGCUCCCAGAAUGCAGCAGGAGGAGGGGGAACAAUGCCAGAUGAGGAGUUGUCAGAGCUGGACUCUCUGUACCAGGCCAGUCUGCUUGCUCCCAGCAUGCACCGGGGCAGCAGCAGAGGAGUAAGUCCUCAGCCAGCCACAAACAAACCAGGUGUGAGGAGGAUGCUGUCAGGAUUUGGACGUUCAAAAACACCAACAGCUGAGAUUGAGAGAUACGCCUACAGAACACCAGUUACACCUACUCAUAAGGUGUCGCAUGAGGACGAGAACUACAGCGCAGAAAACCUCAGACGAAUCGCUCGCAGCCUGAGUGGAACCGUCAUUGGGUCGCGUCCCCAAAACAUUGGCCCCUCCCGCAGCUGCGAACCCUCUGUCCCCAGACCCCCACUCAGACAAGCAGACCAUCACUCCUCCUCCCUCCUCCGUCGCCCCAGCACCUCAUCCCUACACUUCCCCUCCUCCUCCACUUCCUCCUCCUCCUCCACCUCCUUCACUGCAGAUCACUCCCACCACCUCCAACACCACCAACCCCGACACCACGGCCCCUCAGCUCCUGCACCUCCACCACAGCAUCCCCCCAUGCAGACUUCACGGCCCCCGAGCUCAGGCCUCUCCUCCUGGGGACACUCAGGACCUGGAUCAGGAGUCCAGCAGCAGUUUCUGGCUGUGUCUGACAGGCAUCAGGCUCUCUCAGGUCAAAGCCUCCACAGUGUCGCGAUGAGUUACGGCACCCUGCCCAGGGCUCCUCGAAGAGCUCCACCUCCCUCCUCCACUGCCUCCCUUCCUCGACCCCGUACAAGCUCCGGUCCGGCACCCCCUCCAGGUCCACAAAGUCUCUAUGCCACCCUCUCCCACCCUCGCCACUCUGCCAACACUAAUGGCCACUACAGACAACCAUCGCUGCCCAGUAAAAUCAACGGAUCUUCUUGCUAUGCUCCACACCCCAUUAGGGUACAUGGGGAGGGCCCCUCCCAGCCACUCCGUCUCGAUGUGCCCCCUGAGACCGAUUGGCGUAGGGAGGCAGACUACAGGACUGUCCAGCCCAGCUCCUCCAGGGACCCCCGCACUGCUCACCUCCACCACCCCCUCCAGCGGUCCAUUUCGCACCAGCUCCCUAACACCCGGCCCCGCAGGGACCCCCACCUCUGCUCACUGUGCCAGCAGCUUCCUGCUGAGCCGUCACGCUCCUACUGUGCGUCCUGUGGUGCUUAUGUGGCUCGGUUCCGCCCAGUCAGCUGAUCGGGACUAAGGCUUUUACUAACAACCAUUCUGCAAACACCAAGAUAGAAGAGUUUCAAUUAACAUGUAAGGGAUAUAAUUUUUUUUUUUUUUUGUUUAUAAAUCGUGCCAAUACAUCAGUAUAGCCUCUUCUGAUUGUGAGGCCCUGCCCCCUUCUGGUUGGUGGAGACCUCACUGUGGAAUAAGCUCUCUGAUUGGUCUGCAGCUUCAUCCAAGGAAACCAAACUUUAGCAAAAACUCUCCUAAUUCAGUUUAAUCACUUUAGUUUCCAACUCUAGAAGCAGUCACCUCAACACAAACUGAGAUUCUCUACAAUCCGCUGGCUCCUCCACACUCUGGACCCACUUGCCAACCUGCACAUGCACACAAACAAUCUCACAAAGACAGAACUAUAAACAGAAUCCGUCGAUGAAUGUCUACUGGAUUAAAGCACAUGAAGAUUUAUAACAGAGAAAAGCACGAGGACACAGACACUGAAUGCAACACAUGCAGUUGAGAGCGGUCAAUACCUGCAGUCUGUUUAACUUUGCACCUUCAGUCUGAUCAAAAUACUGACACACAAGACAUGCAGGAUGCUUUAGGUAAUUAUUUUAUGAGUUGGAUAAUGAAAAGUAAGGAAAAAUAAGCUUGUUUAGACAGAACAACAAACAUUGUUAUUUUCGGAAAUAGUUUAAUAAAUCCAGGUUGUUUAUGACAGCAAACUGAACGUAUUUGAGUGCUUGACUGUUGGUUGGGAAAAUAGCUGCAUUUUUCUGACAUUAUUAAGCCCAGAAAUAAACCAGGGCUGCAAGCAGCACUGAAUGGCCCUUGCACCUUGGCGCAUGUCGGGGUGUGUCACAGCUGCCACAGCUAGGUGUUCAUAAAUCAUGCAGUGUGCUGCAGUACAGCAGAGAGACCAUGUAGACUCUCCUAGGAAAGUAAAAAAUCAAAAAUAAUGAGCAUGUGGCACAAUGACAAAGCCAGACACUAAUGCAUAGGCACUAGGCACUACCAAAUGUGAUCAGGGCAGGAUUCAUAUUUGUCAUAUAAAAUUUAAAGAAGAUUAUACAUUCAGUGUUACAGGUGAUGCUAGGAUUGGGCUUAAUUCACUUUUUAAUACCAUCAUACCCUCCUCAAAUUUUACCGGAGUAUACGGUAUUACUGCCAGUUGUUUAAAAACCACAUAAUAUGGGCACUUCUCGGCGUGCACGUUCAAUAACAGUGAGCAGAGCACGUACCUCUACAGGCGCUUCCUUCUUACAUUUAACAAAAUGCUAGUUGAAAAAUUAGAGAGAAACUACAAUUGAUCCUCUGCCAUAAUGUUGCUCUUUUUUUACCUAAGUUUAGAAGGUGCCAAAGAUCGCAAGGGGUAGGAUGUUUCGUCUGCUUCUGGGUUUUCAAAAUUCGAUUUGCACUUACAAACUAAAAUCAUGAUGAAACACUCAUUAAAUUGUUUAUACCAAAGACUUUUGGCAAGAAAGAGUUUUUAGACCUAAUCUGUUGAGGUAACAUGAAUUAAUGUUAAUCUUUUGACAGCAGUAGAUCAGUUUUUUCUGUGGUUUUUGGAUAGCUCUGUCUUUUUCUUUAUAAAAAAAAGGGGUGAGCAAGAUAGCAACCACUUUUUAUUUAAAAAAAAAACAUUCUCCCAAGGUCAGGGAUAAAAUACUCUCAUCUCUGGUUCUUAAAUGUAGAAAAUGACUGAUGGUUAAGACACAGAAAUGUGUAUUUUUUGUCAGGCUGUGAAUAAUCGUACUGAAGCAGGUUUAUUUUCCUCAUGUCAUGUUUUGGAGUUAAGAAGUGAUAAUAUGUAGAAUAAUUCUGAUUUUGAAUUACAGACUUUAUGUGUCCCGGCAUGCUCUGCACCCAUCCUUCAUGUUGUUUUUGGGUGAUAUUUAGGCCAACCUUGAUGAAAACAUCCAAGCAGUUCUGUUGUGUUAUACGGCUUGUCAGGUUUGCACGAGUUCAAAUUUAGCAGACACUUAAGUUAAAAGGGUCUUUGUGCAGGUAGAGAUGUAGAUUUAUGGACAGCUUGGAGUGGCUUCUAAAUAUUUCUCCAGUCUGAUUUUUAUCUGAAAUAGAAAGUUAACUAAGUUAACUACAAACCAGUUCUGCAAAAAAUGUAUAUUCCAGCUGUGGGUACAUUAUUCAUUUUAUUUGUAUAAUAAUAUGAUUUAUGAGCAUUAGCUGUGAAUAGAAAUACUUUGGGGUCAUUCUGAUGAAUAUAUUAGUGUAUAUAUAUAUCACAGGAUUUAAUGAUGAACAUUUAAAAGAUGUUGAACAUUUUGAUAGAGCAAAGUGUGCUUUCCUUUUAAACUGUUACAGCUGAGUGUAGUUGUUGUUUGAAAGUCUUCAUUAUUUUUAUCGGUUGUUGUUGUGUCUUUUUUUUUUUUUUUUCUUUUUUUUUUUUCAACCAACAGUCCAAAAUACAAACAUGUUCAGUUUGCUGUUAUGGAAAACAAGUACUGAGGAUCUUUUUUUUUUUUUUGGAUCUCAAAAGGACUUUAAACAACAGAACGAUCACAAAUGUAGGCAGAUAAAUUUUGCAGACAGAUGUAGGCAUAGUGAGCAAUAUUUCCUCAUCUCUUCAGCUUCAGUGUGUCACAUUUGAUCUUUGGGUGUAAAGUUAAGCUGAUGUUACUGGGGUACAGCUGCAGCAUUUGUUUAAAAUAUGUUUUAUUUGCCAGUUAUAAAAUGUAUUUUAUACCUAUGAGGUUUACCCUCAGAGCUGCACAAAUCUAAACAGAAAGUGAAGGAUGUGAAGACACGACAGGAUGUAGAAAAGCUCUUUUCUUCAGUGUCUUUCUAUAUAAAUCUCCUCUACUUAUUACUCUAUUUAUUUUUGUAGGCUUGUUGACUGAGUCAUGCGUAUAUUAACAAAUUAUUCUACCUGGCUAACCUGAAUAUACUCUCUAUAGACCUCAUCUAAUUUUCUAAAGCUAGUUAGUUGCCUGGUUUGGGAUGUGAAGCCUUCUUGUAUUCAUUAGAAGAUUUUAGAUUAAUGACUAAAGCUUUUAUUUUGAUGGAGUUGCAGCUAAUAUUUAGCAUGAUGUUUUCAGACAUAUAAUAGCCUUGAGAGAAUCACUCAACUGUGUGUACAUUUAUUGUAAUGUCGAUGAUAUAUGCAGAUCUUUUUUAGUGCAGCGGCUUGGCUGCAUGUAACUCGACUUUAGUGCACUUCAGAAGUGUUGACCAUAGUUUUCUUUCUGUGCUUGUUGCUUGUUUUAUUUUGACAUCUCUCCCGUUGUUCAGGGAGACGCUUCCUGUUUCAUUUAAGGACUCUUGAGUUUGGUUUUAUCAUGAAGGAAAAAAAGCAUCAUCAUGUUUGAUAUAAGAUCUGUUUGACUGCCAAGAACCCACCCGGCUCACCUGGUGUUAAAGGUGAGAAAAACAAACAAACCCACGUCUGGUCUGCUGAUAAUAUAAACAACAUUUAUUACAAUUAUGAAGACUUGUUUAAUCAGUUUGGAUAUCAUGAUUCAUUUGCUCCAAAACUUCCUGUGCUGUUAAAUCAACAGGAUGCCGUCUUUUCAGAAUAAAAGCUCUGACCAGACCUGAGUUCAUUAUAUUAAUAAUCAUACUGGUGAAUUAAAAUUAAUUAAUUCACAUGGAAAGAAAUUAUUUUUUCAACAUGUUAAAGUUUUGUUUUUCUUUUUGACAUGUUUUGCUUUGCCAGAUUUUAUUUUGUUGAUUUUGGUAUAUUUUUGAUGCUUAUUUUUCUACACUGUAGACCUAACAGAGAAGAUAAGAUGAUUAAAUUGUUUA
This is a messenger RNA of Cheilinus undulatus (humphead wrasse), 9209 nucleotides long. It is a transcript of the gene usp54a, whose product is annotated as ubiquitin specific peptidase 54a. Gene Ontology annotation, biological process: protein deubiquitination. The record is from RefSeq and is a predicted model, not a curated record. Gene Ontology annotation, molecular function: cysteine-type deubiquitinase activity. Lineage: Eukaryota; Metazoa; Chordata; Actinopteri; Labriformes; Labridae. The transcript is spliced from 22 exons. Bases 720 to 5468 code for a protein of 1582 amino acids.